AACGACGGUGACAAAAUCAUCCUACCCUCCUCUGCCCUCCAAGAACUUCUUACGGCCGGAAACAACCAACUACCCUCACCACUGACAUUCGAGUUACGCCAUCCACACACAAACGCAAUAAUCCACAGUGGAGUCAAGGAAUUUGCCGAUCUUACUAAUCAUAUUCAACUGCCAGCAUGGAUGGCACACGCAAUCGACCUCAAUGACGAAGACCAUGUCCUUAUCAAAGCAAAACCCCUUCCCAAGGGCACAUGGGUACGUCUUCGCCCCUUGUCCGAAGAUUACCUAGAGAUCACCGACUACCGUGCAGCUCUUGAAUCUCACCUGCGCGGCCACUAUACCACUCUCACUACCGGCCAGACGAUUACGUGUCGUUAUGGUGCACACAGCUACGGCUUCUUGGUAGUCGAUCUCAAACCAGACCAGGCUGUAGGUGUAACUGACACAGAUCUCGAAGUCGAUCUGGAUCCA
Molecule: messenger RNA, 471 nt
Organism: Phycomyces blakesleeanus NRRL 1555(-)
Lineage: Eukaryota; Fungi; Mucoromycota; Mucoromycetes; Mucorales; Phycomycetaceae
Exons: 1
Cellular component (GO): VCP-NPL4-UFD1 AAA ATPase complex
Molecular function (GO): polyubiquitin modification-dependent protein binding
Source: RefSeq, a predicted model, not a curated record